AUGAAGCCUGAAAGGGGACCAGUAUACAGGAGAACAAACCCAAAUCCGCAAGAAGACAAAAAGAAUUGGACAACCAGGAGAGGAUUGAGCCCCCCCAAAGCAAGCUUUAGGGGCAAACAAGGCCUAAACAGGCUGACCAGAAUGAAAAAGCCCGAAAUAGUGACCAACAAAAAUCAACAGAAGGCAAAUUGUUAG
Messenger RNA from Plasmodium inui San Antonio 1, 195 nucleotides. RefSeq lists its product as hypothetical. Bases 1 to 195 code for a protein of 64 amino acids. The record is from RefSeq and is a predicted model, not a curated record. NCBI's taxonomy places the organism in Eukaryota, Apicomplexa, Aconoidasida, Haemosporida, Plasmodiidae. The transcript has a single exon.